Pleurotus ostreatus (oyster mushroom) is the source of this 10365-nucleotide messenger RNA. RefSeq lists its product as uncharacterized. The coding region runs from base 1 to 10365 and encodes 3454 amino acids. The record is from RefSeq and is a predicted model, not a curated record. Gene Ontology annotation, cellular component: dynein complex. Gene Ontology annotation, molecular function: ATP binding; dynein intermediate chain binding; dynein light intermediate chain binding. The transcript is spliced from 18 exons. Gene Ontology annotation, biological process: microtubule-based movement. NCBI's taxonomy places the organism in Eukaryota, Fungi, Basidiomycota, Agaricomycetes, Agaricales, Pleurotaceae.
AUGGAGGCCUUCGCCUCAAACAGCUCGUCGACGGCAGCCGCCGUGACAUUCAUCACAUUUGUUCAAGACCUCAAGAAGAAAACGAAAGCAUGGGGUCCAAUGAUAGAACUAUGCGCCAGCGGAGAGAAAACGUUAGAACGUUUCAGAUACCAAUUUCCGGACGACUGGCUGUAUAGCGACCAGCUUCGAGGCGAAUGGAGUGCAUACAACGAGAUAUUGAAACGGAAGAACGACUCCAUUCAAGAACAACUUGCUGGGUUACAACUGAAGAUUGUUGCUGAAGACAAGAUAGUCGAGAACAAGAUUAACGAUGUCAUUGUCGAGUGGGAGCAGAGUCGGCCCGUGCAAGGCAGUUUGCGCGCGGAUACGGCUAUGAAUACUAUCAACGUACUCGAGGGAAAGAUCACUCGCGUUGCGGAAGAGUACGACCUCGUCUGCCGAGCGAAAGAGGCCCUUGAUCUCGAAUUAACGCGUCAUACCCGCUUGGAGCCUGUCUUCGAGGAAUUACGCGACUUGAAGGCCGUCUGGACAGCGCUAUCGGGUGUAUGGAACCAGAUUGGGGAGUUGAGGGAACUUGCGUGGGCGACGGUGCAGCCGAGGAAGCUACGUCAGCAAAUUGAUGGCCUGCUCUCGUCGACGAAGGAAAUGCCAACACGGAUGAGGCAGUAUGCCGCUUUCGAAUACGUGCAAGAUGUGUUGAGGGGUUUAUUGAAGUCGAAUUCAUUGAUUUCGGAGCUGAAGAGUGAGGCGUUGAAGGAUAGGCAUUGGAAGCAGCUCUUCAAGGUGUUGAAGCUGCCUGCUCAGAUCAGUCUGACCUUAAUGGUGUUAGGCAACGUUUAUGACUUGGAUUUGAAGAGGAAUGAAGCUUUGAUCAAAGAAGUGAUCAUCCAAGCUCAGGGAGAGAUGGCCCUCGAAGAGUACAUCAAACAAGUCAAGGAAGUUUGGACGAACUACACUCUUGACCUGGUCAACUACCAGAACAAGUGCCGUUUGAUUCGCGGAUGGGAUGAUUUAUUCACCAAGUGCGGCGAGAACUUGAAUUCCUUGACGGCGAUGAAGCUUUCGCCCUAUUACAAGGUGUUCGAAGAAGAGGCGAGUUCAUGGGAAGAGAAGCUCAACAGGAUCCACGUCCUCUUCGACGUUUGGAUUGACGUGCAGCGCCAGUGGGUUUACCUCGAAGGCAUCUUCUCCGGCAGCGCCGAUAUUAAGCAUCUCCUUCCCGUCGAGAGCGCUCGUUUCCAGAACAUCAACACCGAAUUCCUCACCGUGAUGAAGAAGGUUUACAAGUCCCCCUUCAUCCUCGAUGUCAUGAACAUCCAAGGCAUACAGAAGAGUCUCGAACGUUUGGCUGACCAGCUCAACAAAAUCCAGAAGGCUCUUGGAGAAUACCUAGAGCGGGAGCGUUCUUCCUUCCCCCGCUUCUAUUUUGUUGGUGACGAAGAUCUUCUCGAAAUCAUCGGUAACAGCAAAGACAUCCUACGCAUCAUGAAGCAUCUGAAGAAGAUGUUCGCGGGUAUCUCCAAUGUUAGGCUCGACGAGGACCUCACCCAGAUUCAAAGCAUGUCGUCGAGGGAAGGUGAAGAAGUGCAAUUCACGGAGCCCAUCUUACUCAAGGAUUACCCGAAGAUCAACGACUGGCUAGCCAAGAUUGAGUCUAUGAUGCAGGUUUCACUCGCUAACCUGUUGACUGACGCCGUCACCGAGCUGGAAACAUUCUUUGGCAACGGGUCGAAGCUACAAAUGGAACCAUUGAUCGAGUGGAUGGAGAAGUAUCCCGCUCAACUUGUCACGUUGGCGAUCCAAAUUGCUUGGACAACCUCUGUCGAGGCAUCACUAGAGGCUUCCCAACCCCCGGAGGAAGCUCUCGACACUACGCAUCAAGCACUCGACCUCCUGGCUGAUAUCGUCCUCCGAGAGCUGAGCGCCGUCACCCGUCGCAAGUGCGAACAUCUCAUUACCGAACUCGUCCAUCAGCGUGAUGUCAUUCGAUUGCUUAUCCAACAACGUGUCCUUGACUCGAAGAACUUCACUUGGUUGUACCAAAUGCGCUUCUACCUGAACAAGUCCGAUGAGAACCCCCUGGAAAGACUCGCGAUCAAAGUCGCUGAUGCUUCGUUCCCUUACGGCUGGGAGUAUCUUGGUGUCCCCGACCGACUCGUCCAAACCCCAUUGACGGACCGUGUUUACUUGACGCUGACGCAAGCACUAGAUACUCAACUCGGAGGCGCGCCCUUCGGACCCGCUGGAACUGGCAAGACCGAGUCCGUCAAGGCUCUCGGAGUUCAACUUGGUCGGUUUGUGCUGGUGUUCUGCUGUGACGAAACCUUCGAUUUCCAGGCUAUGGGUCGAAUCUUCAUUGGGUUGUGUCAAGUCGGUGCCUGGGGAUGUUUUGACGAGUUCAAUCGACUGGAAGAGCGCAUUCUUAGUGCCGUUUCGCAGCAAGUUCAGACUAUCCAACAAGGUCUUUCUUUGGUAGCGAAGAAUCCCAAUACGGAGAUCGAACUUGUUGGCAAGAGUUUGAAACUCAACAAGAAUAUGGGUAUAUUCAUCACGACUAACCCUAAUUAUGCCGGUCGUUCUCAACUCCCUCCAAAUCUUACGAAGCUCUUCAGACCAAUGGCCAUGACACGACCCGAUCGAGAAUUAAUCGCCCAGGUCAUGUUGUUCUCUCAAGGUUUCCGUACCGCCGAAUCUCUCGCGUCGAAGAUCGUCCCGUUCUUCAACCUUUGCGACGAACAACUCUCUCCUCAGCCCCAUUACGACUUCGGUUUGCGGGCGUUGAAAGCCGUCUUGUCCAGCGCUGGUAUCCUUAAACGUGAACGCCUGAUAAGUGACAAGGCUGCCGAGUCCGAAGAUCCCAAUUUCGGGGGCCUCUCCGACAUCAUUUCAGAGCAAAUUAUCCUCAUUCAGAGUGUCACUGAGACAAUCGUUCCGAAGCUGGUCGCUGACGAUGUUCCUCUUCUAACAAGUCUCUUAGCAGACGUGUUCCCGGGCGUUGACUACGAGCCCGUGGAUUUAGAUGCCCUCAGGCAAGAAAUUCUUAAGGUCUGCGCUGACCGCCGUUUGGAGACAGGAGAUCGUUGGAUUGCGAAGAUUCUGCAGCUAUAUCAGAUCCAGAAGAUCCAACAUGGACUGAUGAUGGUUGGCCCGUCUGGAAGCGGGAAGACCCAAGCUUGGCAGGUUUUGCUUGCGGCAUUGGCCCGACUAGAUGGAACAGAGGGCGUGUCAUAUGUUAUUGAUCCCAAGGCCAUGCACAAGGAUGCGCUCUACGGCACAUUGGAUCCAACUACGCGAGAAUGGAAUGAUGGUCUUUUCACGCAUAUCCUACGUAAGAUCGUCGAUGAUGUCCGUGGCGAGAGCAGCAAACGUCAUUGGAUUAUCUUUGACGGUGACGUUGAUCCAGAAUGGGUCGAGAAUUUGAACAGUGUUCUGGACGACAACAAGCUCCUGACGUUACCCAACGGAGAACGUCUGAAUCUUCCUCCUAAUGUACGGAUCAUGUUCGAGGUCGAGCAUCUCAGAUAUGCAACCCUCGCCACCGUCAGUCGUUGCGGGAUGAUUUGGUUUAGCGACGACGUGGUCACGCCGUCGAUGGUCUAUCAAAAUUACCUGGCCACAUUGUCCACGAACCCUCUUGAUGCAGACGAUGAAGACGCUGCCGACACUCUCCGCCGUCGUACUGAGCCAAGCGCCACCGAUGCCGCGUCAUCCCCGCACCUCAACACGCAGAAACUCAUCGCGACUAUCUUGGAGCGUUACUUCGAACCUGGCGAUCUCGUUAGCUCGGCUCUCGAAUUCGCAGAAUCAAUCGAACAUAUUAUGGACUUCACCGUGACACGCGCCCUGAACACUCUCUUUUCGCUGAUCAAUAAGACAGUCCGCAAUGUCAUCGAGUACAACAUCCAACACUCCGAUUUCCCUCUGGCCCCUGAGCGUGUUGAACAAUACGUUACCAAGAGGCUUUUGAUCAGCAUCAUUUGGGCCUUUUCUGGGGAUGCGAAGUUGGACCUUCGCGCGGAAAUGGGCGAGUUUCUACGCACUCGGACUGGCAUUGAUUUGCCUCCAAUGGCCUCAGGCAGUUCUCUCAUCGAUUUCGACGUUCAAGUUAACACUGGAGAAUGGGCCGGUUGGCAGUCUCGAGUACCCAGCAUCGAAAUCGACUCCCAUGCAGUUACUGCCUCAGACGUCGUCGUACCUACGAUCGACACGGUCAGACAUGAGGAAGUGCUAUACUCGUGGCUAUCUGAACAUAAGCCCCUCAUGUUGUGUGGGCCACCGGGUUCCGGGAAGACCAUGACGUUGUUCAGUGCUCUCAGAAAGCUGCCAGACAUGGAGGUGGUUGGCCUGAAUUUCUCCAGUGCAACUACUCCGGAGUUGAUUUUGAAGACAUUCGAGCAAUAUUGCGAGUAUCGGAAGACUCCGAACGGCGUCCUCCUUUCUCCUGUUCAAAUUGGAAGAUGGCUUGUCGUGUUCUGCGAUGAAAUCAAUCUUCCAGCUCCAGACAAGUACGGUACCCAACGCGUUAUCUCUUUCAUUCGCCAGCUCGUAGAAUGUGGCGGCUUUUGGCGCUCUAGCGACAUGGCAUGGGUGAAACUCGAACGAAUCCAGUUUGUCGGUGCCUGCAACCCUCCUACAGACCCCGGUCGAGUGCCCCUUACGCAUCGAUUCCUCCGUCACGCCCCUCUUGUCAUGGUGGACUAUCCUGGCGAAAUCUCUCUCAAACAGAUCUAUGGAACGUAUAAUCGUGCUGCCCUUAAAGUUCUACCUUCUCUGAGGGCGUACGCGGAACCCCUUACAGACGCCAUGGUGACGUUCUACCUUGCAUCUCAGAAGAGGUUUACCACGGACGUACAAGCCCAUUAUGUGUACAGUCCUCGUGAGCUGACACGGUGGGUGCGAGGUAUAUAUGAGGCGAUCAAACCCCUUGAAACACUCUCGGUCGAGGGUUUGGUCCGAAUUUGGGCUCAUGAGGCUCUACGUCUUUUCCAAGAUCGACUUGUGACCGAGGAUGAGAAACAAUGGACCGAUGAAAACAUUGAUUCAGUUGCGACAGAACAUUUCCCCACUAUCAACCGUGAGGAAGCGCUGGGACGACCAAUUCUGUUCUCCAACUGGACAUCCAAACACUACAUCCCAGUCGACAGGGAGACGCUUCGAGAAUAUACGAAAGCCCGCCUCAGAGUGUUCUAUGAAGAGGAAUUGGACGUACCUUUGGUCCUCUUCAAUGACGUACUGGAUCAUGUCCUGCGGAUUGAUCGUGUGUUCCGACAAAUACAAGGACAUCUUCUGCUAAUCGGUGUCAGUGGAAGUGGCAAGACAACGCUCUCCCGUUUCGUAGCCUGGAUGAACGGCUUGAGCAUAUUCCAAAUCAAGGUUUCGAACAAGUAUACCGGUGAUGACUUUGACGAAGAUCUUCGGACGGUUCUUAGACGUGCAGGAUGCAAAAGCGAGAAAAUUUGCUUCAUCAUGGACGAGUCCAACGUGCUCGACUCUGGUUUCCUAGAACGCAUGAACACGUUAUUGGCGAACGCAGAAGUUCCAGGUCUAUUCGAAGGGGAUGAACAUGCGGCGCUCAUGACAGCGUGCAAAGAGGGAUCACAACGUGACGGCUUGAUGCUAGACUCGCACGAAGAGUUGUAUCGUUGGUUCACGCAGCAGGUCGCCAAAAAUCUGCACGUCGUGUUCACGAUGAACCCUCCUGCCAAUGGCUUAGCUUCCAGAGCCGCAACCUCGCCAGCUCUGUUCAAUCGCUGUGUUCUUGAUUGGUUCGGAGAUUGGUCCGACCAGGCGUUCUAUCAAGUCGGGAUGGAGUUCACCCACACUCUUGAUAUGGAUUUACCAUCCUACAACCCCCCUGUCAACUUUCCUAUUGCCUACAGGGGCUUACAAAUUCCACCCACCCACCGUACCGCCGUGGUCAAUGCUCUCGUACACGUACAUGCCUCGCUGCACGCCAUUAAUCAACGACUCAGUCGACGUCAAGGCCGGUACAACUAUGUUACACCUCGGCACUACCUUGAUUUCAUCAAUCACUACGUACGACUGUACAAUGAGAAGCGCGACGAGCUAGAAGAGCAACAACGCCAUCUACACGUUGGUUUGGAUAAGCUCCGCGAUACUGUGACUCAGGUCGAAGAGCUGCGGAAGAGUCUUGCUUUGAAACGCUCCCAACUCCAGGCCAAGGAUGCUGAAGCUAAUGAGAAGCUGAAACGCAUGGUAGCCGACCAACAGGAAGCUGAGCAAAAGAAAUCUGCCUCCAUUCAAAUCCAAGCAGCCUUGGUAGAGCAAGAUCGCCAUAUCGAACAACGACGGGCCGUGGUUAUGGCAGACUUGGCCGAUGCGGAGCCUGCAGUGCUGGAUGCUCAAUCAGCCGUCGGCAACAUCAAGCGCCAGCACCUUCAAGAGGUUCGUGCUAUGGCUAAUCCCCCAGAAGCUGUCAAGCUUGCCAUGGAAUCUGUCUGCACCGUCCUCGGCCAUAAAAUCGAUAGUUGGCGAACCGUGCAAGGAAUUAUUCGUCGAGACGACUUCAUUCAGCGGAUUGUCAAUUUCGAUACGACAAACCAGAUGACCAGGCAAGUUCGCGAGAUGAUGAAAAAGGAUUUCCUCAGUAGGCCAUCGUUCAACUUCGAGACAGUCCAGCGCGCAAGUAGAGCAUGUGGGCCUCUUGUCAAAUGGGUAAUCGCCCAGGUUCGGUUCUCCGAAAUCUUGGAUAAGGUGGAGCCACUGCGCAACGAGGUGCAAUCAUUGGAAACCCAGGCAGAGACGACCAAGAAACAGGCUGCUGCCAUUAUCCAGAUGAUAGCUGAGCUAGAGGCGAAGAUCAAGACAUACAAAGAGGAAUACGCGCUUCUCAUCAGCGAAACGCAAGCUAUCAAGUCGGAAAUGGAGAGGGUACAGAGCAAAGUAGACCGCAGCAUGAAACUUCUAGAGAGUUUGUCUUCCGAGCGUGGCCGAUGGGAAUCCGGAAGCCGUACCUUCGAUGCUGAGAUGAGUACUAUCGUCGGAGACGUCCUUCUCUCUGCUGCUUUCCUUGCGUACGGCGGCUUCUUCGACCAGCAUUAUCGCGAGGUCAUGUGGCAGGAAUGGUCUAACCACUUGGUCGAGGCGAACGUCAAGUUCAAACCUGAACUCUCCUUCACGGAAUAUCUAUCCACUGCGGACGAUCGUUUAAGUUGGCAAUCCAAGUCGCUACCCUCUGAUAACCUCACUACCGAAAAUGCCAUCAUGCUCAAACGUUUCAACCGAUACCCUCUCAUCAUCGAUCCUACAGGCCAAGCGACGAAAUUCUUGCUUAAUGAAUACAAGGAGCGCAAAAUCACUGUCACCAGCUUCUUGGACGACGCGUUCCUCAAGGUUUUAGAGAGUGCUCUUCGUUUCGGUAGUCCUCUCUUGAUUCAAGACGUCGAGCACCUUGACCCUAUCCUCAAUGCCGUUCUAAACAAAGAGAUCCGACGCACCGGCGGUCGUGUCCUUAUUCGACUAGGAAACCAGGACAUCGAUUUCUCCCCAUCAUUCACAAUGUUCCUCUCCACUAGGGACCCAUCGGUAGAGUUCUCCCCAGAUAUCUGCAGUCGUGUGACGUUUGUCAAUUUCACCAUGACGCGUAGCAGCCUCCAGAGUCAGUCCUUGGAUCAGGUACUCAAGGUUGAGCGGCCAGACACGGAGCGCAAACGAACAGAUCUCAUGAAGGUUCAAGGUGAAUUCAAACUACGUCUUCGGACUCUCGAGAAAUUGCUUUUGCAAGCCCUCAACGAAUCGUCGGGGAACAUCCUUGAUGACGACAAAGUCAUCGACACCUUGGAAACCCUCAAACGAGAAGCAGCGGAUAUCACCGCCAAAGUAGAGGAAACAGAAGUUGUCAUGAAAGAAGUAGAGCAAGUUACGGCGGAGUAUCUUCCAUUGGCCCAAGCCUGCAGUUCGGUGUUCUUUGUCUUGGAACAGCUGAACCUCGUGAACCACUUCUAUCAGUUCUCGUUGCAUUUCUUCCUCGACAUCUUCGACUACGUCCUCCACCACAACCCAAAUCUCAAGAACGUCUCGGACUAUGGUCAGCGCCGGGAUAUCUUGCUCAACGACCUCUUCUUGGUCUUAUACAGGCGUACCUCAAGAGCGCUUCUCCACCGCGACCAGGUGAUGUUGGCAGUACUGCUGGCACAAGUGAAACUUCGCGGCAUCGAAGAGAUUGGUGACGAACUUGAAUUCCUUUUGGAGAGUGGGGAAGGCGUCGCGACUACCUCAAACUCCUCUACUCAAAGCAACGUCCUUACCACUGAACAAAUCCACCGACUUGAUAACUACGCGAAACACUCAAUCUUCAAGCCCGUACAAUCACACCUCAUUGAAAACGAAGAUGCUUGGCUCCCUUUCUUAUCUUCCGCCGUACCAGAGAGUUGUGUGCCAACGCCGUGGUCGCCUGGAACUCCCGUCAUGGAGGCCAUACGCGCGUUACUGAUCAUCAAAUGCUUUAGGCCCGAUCGCUUGCUGCAAGCUACAGCAAAUUUCGUUCGAGUAGCGUUCGACCUCGACCUUUCAGCUGAAGCCAGCUUCGACUUGGGUAGUAUGGUCACGGAUGAGGUCCCCCCUACAUCGCCAAUAGCGCUGGUCUCUGUCACAGGCUAUGAUGCAAGUUAUAAAGUCGAGAAUCUCAUCAAAAACACAGGAAGCCGCUCUGCUUCUGUGGCCAUGGGCUCUCAAGAAGGGUUCACGCUUGCUGACCAGGCUAUUGCUACUGCAUCUCGACAAGGAACUUGGGUCUUACUGAAGAACGUCCACCUCGCGCCUUCGUGGCUAGGUCAACUUGAGAAGAAGCUUCAGACGCUUAACCCUAAUCGCAACUUCCGUCUAUUCAUUACCAUGGAAGCCAACCCUUCAAUUCCGGUCAACAUUCUCCGUCAAUCCCGUUUAAUCAUGAACGAACCUCCUCCUGGGAUCAAAGCGAACUUGGUUGACUCGUUGCGCUCCAUUCCUUCUGCGCGAUUAUCUCAAGGACCUGCUGAGAAAGUUCGCCUGUACUUCCUCCUCGCUUGGUUCCAUGCCGUUAUACAAGAACGACUCCGCUAUGCGCCCUUAGGUUGGAGCAAGAUCUAUGACUUCAACGAUUCCGAUAUGUCGGCUGCUUUUGGCAUGAUCGACACUUGGCUCGCUUCUGUGUCAAAGGGUAGAGCAAACAUCAAUCCAGCCACAAUACCGUGGGAUGCUCUUCGGUCUCUUAUCAAGCAGUCCGUCUACGGAGGCCGAGUAGAUAGUGAAUUCGAUCAGCGAAUCCUGGAUGCCUUCGUUGACGGGUUAUUCACCGCAUCAGCAUACGAUGUUGAUUUCGCUUUGGUACCAAGCCUGGGUAGAGACGAAGUAUUGGGCAUUCCCGAUGGCACCAAAAUGGAGCACUUCCUUACUUGGGUUCACGGUUUACCGGAUCGCGAGCCACCGUCCUGGCUUAGCUUACCUCCGACGGCCGAACGAGUUAUAGCCAUCGCUCAAGGCAACGAGCUCCUGGGGAAACUUCGUAAAAUGCGGAUGUUGACUGACGAUGAUGAUGGGGCCACAGUCAGUGGGCCUUCAAAGGCGGAAUCAUCACAACAACCUGCUUGGAUGAGAACAUUAUAUGAGCGUUGCCGUGAAUGGCUUGGAGUGCUGCCAACGAAAUUCAACACUCUCACCAGUCAGAACGCUGAAAGUCAAGAUCCUCUCUACCGCUUGUUUGCUAGAGAAGGUUUCAUUGGACGUAAACUUCUCGACCAAGUGCAGAAAGACCUCAGUGACGUCACCAAAGUUUGUCAAGGGGACCUCAAGCAGACGAAUCACUUGCGAACAUUGAUGAGUACCCUUACCAAAGGUACAAUCCCCGACCAUUGGCGUCGUUAUAAGGUCAACAAGGCGAUGACUGUAUCAGGAUGGGUCUCGGACUUUGCUCGCAGACUUUCACAGUUGGACACCAUCUCUGGCCUUGAAAAUCUUGACAACGUAGAGGUCUGGCUCGGAGGUCUCUUCUUCCCGGAAGCCUACAUCACGGCGACUCGACAAGCUGUGGCUCAUCGAAAGAGAUGGAGUCUCGAAACAUUGCAUAUGCGACUUGAUAUCGAACGCGUUAACGACCCUGAAGCAUUCAUCAUUGAUGGGUUGGCAUUGGAAGGGGCUGCUUGGGUGUCGGAUAGGCUUGAGCUCAAUGAUGGAGCUGCCGUCAGACUGAAUGCCUCGCAGAUCCGUUGGGUUCAGGUCGACCCCUCAUCCAACGAGAAUCUUGUCAAUCUCCCGGUCUAUCUGAACGCAGAUAGGAGCGACGUCUUGUUCACCAUAGACUUGCCAUUCGACCUUAGUGCUGGCGCUUUGGUUUCCACUCGCGCAGUUUGCUUGACUGCUGGCGGUUAA